CACCUACGAAAACGACCAGUACAGAAUGCUGACGUUCUCAGUGGACCAGGGUGUUUUGAGCAUCAGUGUCGACCAUGAUACCUACUCUCCAACUCCCGAGCUGCAUUUCGCCACCGUCAAGGUUAUGGGGUCAGAGGGCAUACCCGAUGACGUCACUGUUGACGGUAACAAACUGUCAGGUUCUUUCAUCAAGACAACAGGAGGGGUGGACAAUAUGUGGUACCUAGAAGACCUGACCCUGGCCAUGAACCAGCGUCACACCAUCAGCUGGCCCGUACCGGUGGACCCAGCGUCAGGCGCGGUGUCUCCCAGGUCUACCGUGACCCUGAUGUUCGCUCUCAUCACCACUGUUUUACUGAUACUUUAGAAACCAGUGAUCUUAACAAAUAUUAAUGGUUUGGCCCAGUCUGGACUGGUUCAGACGCAGGGUCCACACGUGUAAUAAUGCAUUCUGCACUAAUGACCCUUUGGCCGGUUCAUAAGAAUGAAUGAAUGAACUUUAUUGCUCGACAAUCGUACAUGGUACAAUGUGUGACAGUAAUACAACAAUACUACAAAACUUAACUAUCUUAUUACAUUUCUUACUACAAACUAUUAUCUAAACAGUAUAUGCGUUACAAUAUGGUCAUGUAUUGAUGAUAUGGUCUCACUUAUAAAAUAAAGUGUAUAGAAAUAAGGGAGGAUGAACCUUACAGACCCGUCCAGAUUGGUUUAAACCUCAGUCUUAGGCCCUUUUCCUACAAUGAUUAAAGUGUCCGGAUCGAGCCGAAUUGAUUCGCUUUGAUCCGGCUUCGAUCCUGCUUCUAGCCGGAUCGGAGCCGGACGAAGCCAGAUCGAGCCGGAUCAAUUCUAGUAGAAUUGGGGCCAGGUGGGAACUGUUUGGGAUGCUCUUAAUUUCAUAUAUUCGUAGAUUGUUUGUCCAAACUUGACUUCUCAAGAGAACAGGAGUUGAACACUAUUCGAAUUCCUUCUACAUCUUGAUUCAAGGAUCGCCACGAAAUAGAGCAAGCUGCAGUAUAUGUGAUGGAGAUUCUGACGAGUUCAAUCUGUAAUGACUGCUAACGUCAAGAUUACUAAUCCUAAAUAUUAUUGUAGAAAAUUGUAUGC
Branchiostoma belcheri (Belcher's lancelet) is the source of this 1107-nucleotide messenger RNA. RefSeq lists its product as uncharacterized. The record is from RefSeq and is a predicted model, not a curated record. The transcript is spliced from 3 exons. Lineage: Eukaryota; Metazoa; Chordata; Leptocardii; Amphioxiformes; Branchiostomatidae. The coding region runs from base 26 to 367 and encodes 113 amino acids.